UGUAUAAUGUCUUGGAGGACUGUCAACUAUGCUCUGAACAAGGUAAUUCUUCUAAUCAACUCUCUCCCACCAUCGUGUGGUCGGCUACACCAUAAAUGUCUCACGUUAACAAAUACAGGGAGAAUGAUAAUGUCGGAACCAAAUAUUCAAAGCAUACCAAAGCAGUUUUCAAUUACAAAGGGCAGUAAAAGUGAAGCAGAUUCCGAACAAAGUUUCUGUUUAAGGAAUAUUUUUGUUGCUGGAAAUGGUAAAUUGCUCAUAUCAGCUGAUUACUCUCAAAUUGAGCUUCGGAUCCUGGCGCAUCUGUCUGGAGAUGAAACUCUUAUUGCAGCUUUUAAUUCAUCGGGUGUUGAUAUUUUCAAAAGUAUUGCCGCCAUGUUUUAUUCCGAGAUAAGUUCAAUUGAUGACGUAACUGAUAAGCAAAGAGAUACCACCAAGCAAACUUGCUAUGGUAUUUUAUAUGGUAUGGGAGCCCAAACACUAGCACAGCAAAUGAACACAAGCGAAACAGAUGCACAAAACGCAAUGGAUUCAUUCAUGAAUUCUUAUCCCAUGGUUAAAGUUUAUUUUAAUCGACUGGUUGCGCAAUGCAAGGAAAAGGGGUACAUUGAAACAAUAUCAGGUAGAAGACGUUAUCUACCUGAAAUCAAAAGUGUUCGGUUGAAGAUGCGUUCACAUGCGGAGAGACAAGCUGUUAAUAGCACGAUACAGGGUUCUGCUGCCGAUAUAGUGAAAAUGGCAACUUAUAAAAUACACUGUGCUGUGGCUAGUUUAGGGUGGAACACAUUACACCAAAAUACCAGGUCUAACACUACAGAUUUUUUCUUGGUCCACCACAUACAUGAUGAACUUAUUUAUGAGGUUGAUGAAAAGAAAUUACAUGAAGCUGUUUCUGUAAUAGAGCGUUGUAUGGUGGAUGCGUUUCCUAUGUCAGUCAAACUAGCAGUUAGGAUAAAAGUGGGGAAACUAUGGGGUGACCUAAACAAAUAUGAAAACUUUAUUCCAGUUUUAUAGUUUAUAUGCAAUGUAUGUGCUAAUAUUUAAGCAGAUGAAGUUUUUUUGUUUUUUUUACAAAAACAGUUUACGAAUAUGAAUUAUUUUGGUCGGCUUAUUGUAAUUCUAUUCUGUAAGUCCUUCGUUACGGCACGCCAUGGGAACAGAGAUUUAGUCGUAGGUAUUCAUUGCCGUUUUAUUGCAAUAUUCCAUCUUUUUUUUCUGUUUGUGUAUAACUUACAAUGUGACUUUGGUUUCUUCUCCAAUAUAUCAUAUUAAUUGCUACUUUUAAUAUGUAUGUUACACCAUCACUGUUUAAUAUAAUUUGUUUACAAAAAAUUAAUGAAUUAACAAAAUUUAUGUGAGUUAUUGCAAUGUAAAAAUGUUAUAGCACGACAUUGUAGUAAGUUUUAUAACUAUAAAUGAAGUUUUAUAAAUUGUAAAAUGACUGUUUAAAAAUUUGUAAAGCAUUUUAUACAGAUUUAUGUUUCGCACUGCCAAUUGUUCGAAAAAUACCAACCCUUAUUGACUUUUCAUUGUUUAAUGAAUUUUAGUUUUUCCACUGUGCCACUAAACUUACGUAAAGUAGAUUUUGUGUAAUUGUUUUUUUGCCAAAUAUAUUGAGUUAAUGUUACAAAAUAACAUUAAAAUAAAUAUUUUAAAUAAAUC
Ciona intestinalis (vase tunicate) is the source of this 1662-nucleotide messenger RNA. The record is from RefSeq and is a predicted model, not a curated record. NCBI's taxonomy places the organism in Eukaryota, Metazoa, Chordata, Ascidiacea, Phlebobranchia, Cionidae.